UUCAACUUUCUCAUCUAAGUUUCUAAGCUUUCCUUGUUGUCUUUACUUUUGCGUUUUGAAUCAAAAUGGAAUUUGAGCAGCUAAUAUUGAGAGAAAACUUAAGAGAACACCACAACAACAACACUAAGAAAUAUAAUCAUAGUAGUUCUAUUAGUAGUAUUGCUUCCUCAGUUGCUUCACAUGAAGAUUUGAGAAGUAGAAUUGAAUCAUUUCAUGUCAGGGAAAAAGCUAUUUCCAAAACUGAAUCCGCUGAAAAGAAACUUUCAUGGUUACGUUCUCAGAUUAUUGGUGAAAAUGUUGAUUUUGAGACGCCUUUUGGGAAACGUAGGCUUACUUAUGCUGAUCAUACUGCAUCAGGAAGAUCACUUCAAUAUAUCGAAAAUUAUAUCAUCAAUAACGUCCUUCCUUUCUAUGGUAAUAGUCAUACUAGUGAUAGUCAUGUGGGAUAUCAAACAACAAAAAUAGUGCAUGAAUCAGCAGCUUAUGUGAAGAAAUGCUUAGGUGGUGGAGAAGAAGAUGCUAUUAUGUUUUGUGGUUCUGGUUCUACUGCUGCCAUUAAAAGGCUACAAGAAGUUAUGGGGAUUUCAGUCUCUUCUAUACUAAGAGAAAAAGUACUCACAAAAUGCUUUCGUAACGAAACCAAAGAGAGAUGGGUUGUGUUUGUUGGACCUUAUGAACAUCACUCGAACAUUCUUUCAUGGAGACAGAGUUUAGCUGAGGUUGUGGAGAUUGGAUUGGACGAAAACGGGCUAGUAGACAUGGAAGCCUUGAGGGAUCAGCUUGAGUUCUAUAAGUCUACGAAUAGACCAUUGUUGGGUUCAUUCUCAGCUUGUAGUAAUGUUACUGGGACUUAUUCUGAUACGAGAGCCAUCGCUCGUCUACUUCAUAAAAAUGGAGCUUUUGCUUGCUUUGACUUCGCAGCAAGCGCUCCAUACGCGAAAAUAGAGAUGAGAUCAGGAGAGAUAGAUGGAUAUGAUGCUGUUUUUAUUAGUCCUCAUAAGUUUCUUGGAGGUCCAGGCACACCUGGAAUACUUCUAAUUAACAAAGCACUAUAUAGAUUGGGGACUUCACCUCCAUCUACUUGUGGUGGUGGUACUGUUGAUUUUGUCAACCCCUACAGUGAAAAGGACACACUCUAUGUGGAGAAUAUUGAAGAAAGGGAAGAUGCAGGAACACCACCAAUCAUUCAGAAAGUGAGAACAGCACUUGCAUUUUGGGUGAAAGAGUUCAUAAGUCAUAAAGUUAUUGAAAGAUUGGAACACACCUACAUUGAGCUUGCACUACAAAGGCUUCUCCCAAAUCCUAACAUAUGGAUUUUAGGAAAUGUAACAGCCAAGAGACAAGCUGUGCUUUCUUUUCUCAUUUAUACUACAACUUACUCUUCAUCAAGUGAUGGCAAUGGUGGAGACAAUGAGCUUUACUUAUGGAGAGAGACAGGGAACAAGAAAGAUAAACCUCUUCAUGGCCCUUUUGUGGCUAAGCUUCUUAAUGACCUCUUUGGUAUUCAAGCUAGAGGAGGGUGUGCUUGUGCAGGACCCUAUGGACAUACCUUGCUUAAGGUUGAUGAACUUCAUUCUCUUGCCUUCAAAGAUGCAAUUGAAAUGGGUUAUACUGGAGUGAAGCCCGGAUGGACAAGGAUAAGCUUUCCCUACUACAUGUCCAAGGAAGAAUUUGAGUUCAUUCUAGCAGCAUUAGAAUUCAUAUCCAUUUAUGGACAAAGGUUCCUUCCUUUGUACAAUUUCAAUUGGAAGAGUGGUGCUUGGACUUUCAAGAAGAAAGCUUUGAAGGAGGCUCUUAUGGGUGGAAGGGAUCAUAAUUGCAACUUUUGUGGCUCACCAAUGAUGAAGGAGUUGAACUUAGGUGGUGGUAAUACUUGCCAUGAUAACACAAAAGAAGGAUCAUGCACCAAUAGUAACAAACAAGGCAUUAUUUAUAAGUAUGUAAAGUAUCUUGAGACAGCCAAGAGCAUUGCUAGCCUCCUUCCUAAGUUCCCACAUCAAAGGCCAAUACCUGAAGAACUAGACACUAAUCUUGUGUCCUUUAGAGUUUGAUAAAAAUAUGUAUAUGGAAAUAAACUUUGUCCAAUGUCUUGUUGGGCAAAUUCGAUCGUUUGAUAUGUAAUAACUUAAAAGUAGUAUUCCCCUUGUUUUGUUU
Molecule: messenger RNA, 2154 nt
Organism: Solanum verrucosum
Lineage: Eukaryota; Viridiplantae; Streptophyta; Magnoliopsida; Solanales; Solanaceae
Exons: 5
Coding region: 66-2051 (661 amino acids)
Source: RefSeq, a predicted model, not a curated record